Molecule: messenger RNA, 955 nt
Organism: Triticum aestivum (bread wheat)
Lineage: Eukaryota; Viridiplantae; Streptophyta; Magnoliopsida; Poales; Poaceae
Product: zinc finger protein 4-like
Exons: 1
Coding region: 80-541 (153 amino acids)
Biological process (GO): negative regulation of abscisic acid-activated signaling pathway
Source: RefSeq, a predicted model, not a curated record
CACGGCGCACAGCACAGCAGCGCUAUACAUUUGCUCGAUCAGUCUCUCCAUCGCAGUCGCAGGCCGCCAAGUGCAAGAAAUGGAGAGCGCAAGGGCGCCGGCCGGCGACGUGAACCUGGACCUGCGGCUCGUUCACCCAAUGGCGGCGGCGGCAUGGCGCCCGCACCCGCAGACGCCGGUGGCCGCCGACCGGACCUUCUCGUGCACCUACUGCCGGCGCAAGUUCUACAGCUCGCAGGCGCUGGGCGGCCACCAGAACGCGCACAAGCUCGAGCGCAGCCUCGCCAAGCGCAGCCGCGAGCUCUCCGCCGCCAGCCAGGUGGCGAUCGCCUCCUCCAGCGCCGCGUCUUCCCCGCCGCCCUCCGACUUGAUCAGCUGGUAUACGCCGGGAGGCGGGGAUAGUGGCCAAGCUACAGGGUCGGCCGCCGCAGCCGCGGCCGUCGUCAGCUGGAUCGCCGAUGGCGGGCGCCGCCGCUACGUUCAUCGCGUGCACGCGGCCGGCAACGGGGAAGACGACAUCGAUCUGUCGCUCAAGCUGUAAGACGCACGCACGCACGCCCGCGUAUGGAGUGGACUAGAAUGCAUCUAGUAGCUUGUCCGUCCGUACGCUAUAGUUCUACUUCUACUACGUACGUACGUCAGUUGUUUCUGUACGUGCAGGUACGGCACGACGUUAUUUGUUGUUUAAAUUCUUUUAUUCAAGUCCAGUUUGUUGGCCGGGUUGAUUAUACAAUAAACCAGUACCCCCUACGUACGUACAUAUAGAAGCCACCAUCAUAUCAUAGUAACCAAAUCAGCUAGCGUAUGAUGCUUUUGCGUUGCUCCCUUUUCGAAGGCAUUGAUCAGAUUUGCUCCGACCUAUUCUUCAAGAUGAAAACCUAGAAUUUAAUGGUUGGAUCCGAUAACGGAUGCGCUUGAGCGUCAUUUUCUUUAUAAAGACGUUGUUGUUGAAGAA